AAAAAUUAUUUAAAAAUGGAAGAAAAAGAGCCCUUACUUGAAAAUCAAAGAAUUGAGCGAAGACGAACAAGUGACCCUCGAUUAAUUUUAACCAAUAAAGCUGGCUUCUUCACUAGAAGGAAAAGGCUUAAAAAGUUAAAAGAGGUGUUUUAUGAAAAUCAGGAUCGAUUAAUCGAGAAUUACCAUAUCGACGAGCAAUGCUUCAAUAAAUCAGAUUUCGAUCAUGUAGCUAUUGAAAUGGCUAGAAAUGAAAUGAAUAAAAAAGGUCAACGAAUGGACAGGCUUAUGGCAAGAAUUAUUUUUGGAUUAAAUGUUGUUUUGUUAGGUGCUAAUUUAAUGGCCUCGAUAUUAUCACAUUCUUACUCUGUUGUUAGUGCCUUUAUCGACAAUGCAAUGGAUCUAACAACUUCGUUAAUUGUCCAAACAAGUGUUUGGGCAAUAAAUAAUACAAAUAUGUUAAAUUAUCCAAGAGGUAGAGAACGAUUAGAAAUUGUUUCAGUAAUUGUAUGUUCUACAAUAAUGGGUGUAGCUAAUAUUAUGAUGAUUGUCAAUCCAGAAGCUACAAUACCUACAAUAUCUAUCCUUUUGGGAGGAAUAACAAUAAGAAUUAUAUUGUUAGCUAUUUGUUAUUCAAAAAGUUCCCAAGGAUGUAAACUUAUGGGAUUGGAUUUAAGAAAUGAUAUUUUGACAUCUGUGGUGGCUUUGACUUGUGCUGUUAUUGGGGAUAGAUACUGGCCUUUAGCUGACCCGAUUGGUGCAAUUGUUGUUUGUUCAUUUAUUGCAAUUUCCUGGAUGGCUAAUGUCUUCUCAACAAUUCCGUUAAUGAUAGGGCGUCGUGCCGAACAAGAAGCUAUUUCACGUAUUUUACGAAUUGCUAUACAACACGACGAUAAAAUUAAACACAUUGAUCAUAUGAUGGUUUAUCAUUUGGGGGAACGUGCAUUAGUUGAAUUACAUGUAGUUUUGGAUGAGCAUUUGCCGUUAAAGUUAACACAUGAUUUAACGGAAGCAUUGGAGAGAAAGAUUCGUUCGUUAGAAUUUGUUGAACGUGUUUUCAUUCAUGUAGAUUAUCAAUGUGAUGGAUGGUUGGGCGGCCAUUAA
This is a messenger RNA of Meloidogyne enterolobii, 1101 nucleotides long. The record is from the annotation of a GenBank genome assembly. NCBI's taxonomy places the organism in Eukaryota, Metazoa, Nematoda, Chromadorea, Rhabditida, Meloidogynidae.